Messenger RNA from Cucumis sativus (cucumber), 2049 nucleotides. RefSeq lists its product as hypothetical. The transcript has 14 exons. Gene Ontology annotation, cellular component: Hrd1p ubiquitin ligase ERAD-L complex; endoplasmic reticulum membrane. Gene Ontology annotation, biological process: endoplasmic reticulum unfolded protein response. Lineage: Eukaryota; Viridiplantae; Streptophyta; Magnoliopsida; Cucurbitales; Cucurbitaceae. Bases 459 to 1676 code for a protein of 405 amino acids. The record is from RefSeq and is a predicted model, not a curated record. Gene Ontology annotation, molecular function: misfolded protein binding; ubiquitin-specific protease binding; serine-type endopeptidase activity.
CUUAUUUUAGAAGACUUGGGGAAAAGCAGUUUGAGCUAAUGAAUUCGAAGAGACCCACAAGAUUCUGAAAGAACACCCCAUAAAAUGCGUUAAAAUUUAUAAAUAAUUAUUUCAUAGCGUUUGCAGUUGCUUCAAGAACUCUCUAGACUUGCUUUUCAACGGGGAAUUUGCAAGAAAAAGUAUGAGAUCCAACAUCGUUACGGAGCCUCCAUGUAUUCCUUAUAGGCCAUGGAUGAAGAAGAGGGUUGAACAGAAGGGACGGUUGGUACUCUCUGAGGAGGAUGGACCGGUGCGUGGCGGUGAGGAUGACGGCAGAAUCGUCAGGAUUACAUUUCCCGGCGUUGUCUGAAGGCAGCGAAACCAUUCGUCCAUGGCAGCACUGAUCCGAGCAUCAACAGCGGCAGUGACAGAUGCACUAAAACCGACAGCUCUCCUCUGUUUGAUUUCCAUCGCUAGUUAUGUUGUCUAGGGUUUGUUCAAUGUCCCGCUCUGAUACCAUACUGAAAGCAGGAUUGCCAACAAGGAUGGGGCAGUGGUGGGAAGGCAUUCCAUUCUUUACUUCAUCUAUCAUACUCAUCUGUGGAACCAUUUACUUGGUGUGUCUUUUGGUUGGAUAUGACUCAUUUGUUGAAGUAUGUUUCUUACCUGUGGCAAUCCUAUCACAUUUUCAAGUUUACAGGAUUUUUACGUCUGUUCUUUUUCACGGUUCACUACUUCAUGUUUUAUUCAACAUGUUGGCUUUAGUGCCUUUGGGUUCUGAACUAGAGAGAAUCAUGGGAUCAAUCCGCAUGCUCUACCUGACAAUUCUCCUAGCCAUAAGCAAUGCUAUUAUUCAUCUUUUCAUCGCAGUUGUCAUGGCUCAUAACCCCUUUCAUCAUUAUGACAACCUUAUGAACGAGUGUGCCAUAGGAUUCUCUGGAAUUUUGUUUUCAUUGAUUGUUAUAGAGACAAGUUUGAGUGGUAUUCAAUCCAGGAGUGUUUUUGGCCUCUUUAAUGUUCCUGCUCAAUGGUAUGUGUGGAUUUUGUUGGUGGUAUUCCAGCUUCUAAUGACAAACGUCUCAUUUCUAGGGCACCUAUGUGGCAUAAUAACUGGAUUUGCAUAUAUUUAUGGGCUGUUAAACUUUCUUUUACCUGGAACGGCCUUUUAUUCUGCUAUGGAGUCUUCCUCUUUGCUUUCUUCUUGUGUGAGGCGACCUAAAUUUAUUCUGUGCACUGGUGGAAAUCCCUCUGCCCAACUUCCAACAUAUUCUGACCAAAAUACCACGUCCAAUAGCCUCUCCGUUCCUAAUGUUUGGAGAAAUUUAUCUUCAUGGAUGCCUCGCAGAGAAACAGUCACUGAGCCACAACAACAAGACAACAGAUUUCCUGGACGUGGAAGAACGCUUGGUUCCGCUCAAAACCAAAGUGCUCCUGCUGAUGAUUCAGAAUUUAACUUGCAAACUAGAUUAUUGGAUAGGAGUUCUGCAGAUCGUCAGUCAUCUGAUGGAAGGCAAAACGAUAGCGCAGUAGUGGAUCGGGCAACCCCAAUGCAAAACCAGAGAUCAGUUGCCUCGGAUGCAGAGAUUCAAAAAUUAGUAUCAAUGGGUUUUGAAAAGACCCAAGUAGAAGUUGCGCUGGCAGCCGCGGAUGGGGACAUUAAUAUAGCAGUUGAAAUCCUUAUGAGCCAAAAGGAUUAGUUGAAAAUUGCAACCAAGUAAUUCAGCUUAUGCCAUAGAUUUUUUAGUGGCUAUGGGAUUUUCUUCACUUAUUUUUGGCUGUAAUUUUCAUCUUGCAUUGUAUAUUCCUAGGAAACCUUUUAGGCUUUUAGGAGAUAUGUGGUCUAAUCUUGAAAACGUGAGUCAAGCAGGGAAGGCUGAUUGAAAUGUAUUUAGCUAAGUUAAUACUGUUUUUAGGUUCUGGGCCUUGUCUUUUUCCUGAGAGGAUAGUAUGUUGAUGAGAUAGAAGAGUGUUUAGUGAAUGUUUAGGAGUGAUUUUAAAACGGUUAAAAUUGCUUUUAUCAUAUCUAAAAUCACUUAAAGUAUGUCUUCAAUCAUUGAAAAUUAAGUUAAA